AUGCCCCAAUGUUGUUUUGCGGGUUGCCACAAUCGAACGGACGAUGGUCGAGGCCUCAGUUUUUUUCGUUUUCCUCGACGCGACCUGGCACGGACAGCAGCUUGGGUGGUGGCUUGCGGGAGGAAGGACUUCAGGCCCUCGCAACACUCUCGUGUUUGUUCACGUCACUUCUCAGCAAUUGACUUCGAUCGUGACGCCCGACACGACUCUCACGGGGGCGUCCACCGAAGGCUGAGGCUCAAAGACACUGCUGUGCCUACUACCAAUCCUAUUGACAAUCCCUGGCAAAACACGGAUAAUAUGGCCAGUCGAAAGUCUCAGAAAUCGGUUAACACAACGACCACCAACACAACUGCGAUUAAACCGAAUGGUGUUGCGGAAGUACCUGCUCCGGUUUUAAAGGAAUCUCCAGAAGAACAAAUUCCCAUGUGUACUCCCGCGAAACGACCUAAAACUGUAGCUGAUGCCCUCGACUUAAGUCACAAGACUACAAUGGAUCUACCUAAAAGCUCUUCCGAUGUUAUUGUUCUAAGCGAGGAUGAGGAUGAGAAAGUGACGCCUUCAAGUUCGGAUACUGAAAAGGAAAACGCCCCUUGCGGAACCAAUGGGACAGACGUCAAAUCCUUAUUGAUAUCUUUGGAAAAUGAUCUUCGUCAAGAGGAGGCCACUCUUUUGCUUCUUCAAAAACUGCGUGAAAGCCAGAACUCAAAUAAUUCAUCUAGCUCCCGCCCAGUGUCCAAGGCUACGCUUAAUUCUUCGCAAUCUUCGUCUUCUUUGAACAACAAUGUCAGCACGAGUAAUCAGAAACCGACCUCUAGUCAAACUUCUUCCCAAAGGUUACCCUCGGCUGCACAGGCAACGAAAACUCUGCCUCCAGCUGCACACCAGCCGGGCUCCCCCAUUUCCACGCCUAAAGUUACAAAACAAGCAGCUUUGCAAUCACUGGAGCAGCUUUAUGCCACUAAGAAGGCAGGUCUGCGAAAGCAAUUGGAACGGAAUUUGGAAAAAGUCAGCCUUCCACGACCAACGACUGGAACCGGGUUCUGCGAAAUCGCUUUCAUACCUAGCACGCUCACAACGGAAUUCACAUCUUUAUUGGGUCUUGAGGAGGUUGUUAAGUCGAUCCAGGAUUAUGAUCCAUCAGGCAACGGAAAGUCAUCGGAAACACGCUGCAGUUUUAACCCUUUCUCGUGUGUGAAGUGUGGCACUGAUUUUACUCCCGUUUGGAAACGGGAGAAACCUGGCUCCACGCAUGUAGUAUGCGAGGCCUGUCUGACGGCGACUCAGAGGCUAACCCUGAAGAAGGAGUACGAAGAGGCUGUGCAAAAGGUUCUGCAGCUUCACAUUAGUGCGGAACGCGAAGUGGAACGGGAAUACCAGGACAUUGUCACCAAUUCGACCAAGUUGGAUGUGUACAUAAAGGAGCAGGAGAAAAAGCUAUUGGCCACUCAGCAAGCGCAUCAGCUACAACUUGCUCAACAGCAGGCAGCUUACAGUCAGCGGUACAAUAAUAAGUCAUCUGUGAGCACAACGGCCUCAGGUCUUCGUCAGUCCCCCUCCACAGUCGUGGGCGGUACUUCUGUGGCAGCCGCCGCGCAUCAGCGUUCACGUGUCGCCGCCUCAGUGGUCAGUGGCGCUGCGAAUGUUGCUGGUUCUGCGACAGUCUCCAACUCCUCCGCUCAGGCUACCGCCCAGGCAGCUGCAGUCGCUCAGAUAGCCCUUCAGCAGUACGCGAAAGCCAUGUCUGGAGCCUCUACCACUUCUGCGGCUUCACCCACGGCCACAGCUGCGCUGAUGAUGGCUGCGGUGGCCAACUCGCAGCAGCAGCAACAGGCAGUUGCGGCCGCCGCUUUGCAGCAACAACAACAACAACAGCGCCUGGCAGCCGCGCAGCUCCUUUCCGGCCUUCAAGCGCAUCAGCAACAGGCUGUCGCUGUUGCCUCUGCGCCAACGACCACUGAUCACACCGCUAACGCCCUCAGUCAGAUUCAGACUCUCCUCAUGAGCAACGCUCUCAUCAGUGGAGGUACGUUCCAGCUGGAUCGAUCAGCAAUUGCGGCGGGUGUGCUCUGGAUCAGACCCCUAGCAGUGCAUCUCCUUGCGCAUCUCUCUGCUGUCGCGAGCGGGGCUCAGAACGCAAAUUCGCGUGCGCAGUUGCUUCAGCAAGCGAUGCAGUAUCUCGUGCUGCAGCAGCAACAACAGCAAGCCCAGCAGCAAGCGGCGGCCCAGGCAGCUGCGGCUCAUGCCGCUCAGCAGAACGCCGUGCUCACGCACUUCCUCAGCCAGAUCCAAAGCAAUCCCUCCGCUUACUUCAACCUCAUGCAGCUCUGGGCAGCCUCGGGCCUCGGUGGUGCUGCUGGCAGUGGGGGCUCUCGUUGCCCAUUGUCCGAAGUCGCCUCGUGCGUCUGGUCGAUUGGAUUUUAUGUUCUGCUUGCAAGCCGCGAAGUGACGUGGGCCCUCCACACUGGUGAUUGCGACUCCACGGAGCUGUGA
This is a messenger RNA of Echinococcus granulosus, 2493 nucleotides long. Its product is annotated as Transcriptional repressor p66-beta. The record is from RefSeq and is a predicted model, not a curated record. Lineage: Eukaryota; Metazoa; Platyhelminthes; Cestoda; Cyclophyllidea; Taeniidae. Gene Ontology annotation, biological process: negative regulation of transcription by RNA polymerase II. Gene Ontology annotation, cellular component: NuRD complex. Gene Ontology annotation, molecular function: sequence-specific DNA binding. The coding region runs from base 1 to 2493 and encodes 830 amino acids. The transcript has 9 exons.